UCCCUCAUUUUUUUUUUAGGGAGAACUUGACAUUCACAUGAUAUACAAAUCUGCUGGAGAAGAGGAACUGAGUGAAAUCUUUGGUGGAGAUUUACCGGAGCCACCUUUACCCAGUCCUCCUUUUCCUGGGUCAAAAGUCGUGCAUUGGAGAAAAAAGAGACAGGCUCAACGUUUUUCGCGCAGUGUAGAGGAUGAAACCAAAUACAUAGAGCUUAUGGUGAUCAAUGACCAUGUAAUGUAUAAGAGGCAUCGUCUUUCCGUUGGGCAAACGAACCACAACGCUAAGACAGUGGUCAAUUUAGCUGACAUGAUUUUCCGGAAACAGCUCAACACCCGGAUUGUUCUCGUCGCUAUGGAAACCUGGUCGGUGGACAACAAGUUCAACAUCGAUGACGAUCCCAUGGUGACGCUCAAGGAGUUCAUGAAGUACAGGAAGGACUUCAUCAAGGAGAAAUGUGACUCUGUUCAGCUCUUUUUAGGGAAUCAGUUUCGCAGCAGCUCGGGGUCAGCCUCCUAUAUGGGAGGAGUUUGUUCUCUCACCAAAGGAGGGGGAGUCAAUGAGUACGGUAAACAUGGUGAGAUGGCUGUCACCUUGGCUCAGUCUUUGGGUCAGAACAUCGGCAUUUUUUCUGACAAGAAGAGGAUCCUUAACGGUGAAUGUAAGUGCCCUGAUAAAUGGACAGGAUGUAUCAUGGGUGACGUUGGGUACUAUUUACCCCAGAGGUUUACUGAUUGCAACGUGGAGGAGUACCAUAACUUUCUGAACAGUGGGGGAGGAGCCUGCCUCUUUAACAAACCUAUGAAGCUGCUUGACCCCCCAGAAUGCGGUAACGGCUUUGUGGAGCCAGGAGAAGAGUGUGACUGUGGUACCCCAGAGGAAUGUGCCAACGAGGGGGGGAAUUGCUGCAAGAACUGCACUCUGACCAAAGGCUCCGAUUGUAGCAAUGGACUAUGCUGCAGAAACUGCCAGUUGGAAGUCAUGGGAGUUUUGUGCCGAGACGCAGUGAACGACUGUGACAUACCAGAGAAAUGCACUGGCAACUCCAGCCAGUGUCCACCAAAUGUGCAUAAGAUGGAUGGAUACACAUGUGAAAAAGAUCAGGGUCGCUGCUUCAAUGGAAAAUGUAAAACCAAAGACAGACAGUGCAAGUACAUUUGGGGAGAAAAGGCAACAGCAGCCGACAAGUUCUGCUACGAAAAGCUCAACAUUGAGGGGACAGAAAAAGGAAACUGUGGGAAGGAAAAGGACACCUGGGUCCAGUGUAACAAACGAGAUGUUCACUGUGGGUACCUGCUGUGCUCUAACAUCUCACCAUCCCCACGCCUGGGAGAGCUGCAGGGAGGACUCACCUCUUUCUCUGUUGCUCAACAUGGUUCCCCCCUGGACUGCAGUGGGGGGCAUGUGCUGAUUGACGGAGACACAGACCUAGGGUACGUAGAAGAUGGGACAGCCUGUGGGACGGACAGCAUCUGUUUGGAUCACAAGUGUCUAUCGGUUGAACAGUUCAACUUCAGCACCUGCCCAGGGACCACUGAUAAUACCAUCUGCUCUGGACACGGAGUUUGCAGUAAUGAGCUGAAGUGUGUGUGUGACCUGGGCUGGACAGGAGACGACUGUUACUCCAGGUCCCUCCUCAGUCAUCUUGUGGACGGACUAGCAGCUCCUAGUCCAGGGAUCACCAGCACCAACAUCAUAAUCGGGGCCAUCACUGGCUCCAUCGUCUUUCUGGCUCUCAUACUGGCAGUUACUGCCUGGUGCUACAAGAGCUACAAAAAGAGACGACACAAUGAGUCUGAGGUUCACAGAAAAUUCUGCCGACAAAUCCCCCCCGGUGACUAUAUCACCAAACCCGGGGAUGCAGAUUCCUUUUACAGCGACAUGCCUCCGGGUGUCAGCACCAACUCUGGAUGCAGCUCCAAGAAGAGGUCAGCCUGCCUGUCCCAGCUGCAGAUUUGCACACUGUCCUUCACUCCAUCCUUCCCAUCCAUUUCUCAGAACAUCUCAGUGUUUGGCUUCAGAUCUAAUGGCCUGUCACACUCAUGGAGCGAGAGGAUUCCAGAUGCCAAGCACAUCACCGACGUCUGUGAAAAUGGGAGACCACGAAGCAACUCAUGGCAAGGAAACCUGAGCGGUAAUCGGAAGAAGCUGAAAGGAAAGAAGUUCAGGGCUCGCUCCAACUCCACAGAGUAUUUAACCCCUCGCAACAAAACUGAGUUUUAUGAUGUAACUAAAUGGGUAGAGGAUGUGAAUAAAAACACUGAAGGACCUUUCCUUAGGACACUGUCCCCUGCCAAGUCCCCUACUUCAUCUACUGGAUCCAUUGCAUCCAGCAGAAGAUACCCAUACCCCAUGCCUCCACUGCCGGACGACCAGAGGAAAGCCAAUAGGCAGAGUGCCAGGCUGUGGGAAACAUCAAUAUAACUCUGACCCUGCAGAAAUAUCCUAAAGAAGUAUUCGUGCUCCGUUACUACAAAUGGACAACAGAAAAAAAAACUAAUAAAGCUGCACCACGGCUCCUAAAGAGAGAGAAAGUGAGACCCCUGAAUAGAAAGGAUGUAGAAGGAAAUCCGUUUGAGUUAGGGUGUACAGAUAUGUCUGAGGCGGCCUCUGUAAGAAGAUGCAGAGAAACGAGCCUCCAGGAGCUCGGCCCGAGCUGUUCGUUUUUACUCAAGCAUCAUAAAUGGAACCGGACCCCACUCUCCAUACCAUUUUCCCAGCUUUUCUCUCAUCACAGUCUCUGCAGACACACAUCCCACCCUGCCUAAGCCUUUGAAGCUCCUAUAAGAAGAAAGCAGAGGAGGCAAGAAGGAGCCACGGCAUCACUCCAAGUCUGCGCUGUCUGAUUUUUGCAGGAUGUGUUUAUAUAGAAAGUGCAGCAUUGUGUGCAUGAGAGAAGUACUGAUUAUCAGCUACAUCUUCUUGGUGUAAACAAGACAAGAAUAGCAGCUUGAUCUGAAGGGAAAGCAUGCAUCUGCAUUAUCAAUAACCCAAAAGUCACAUUUUGAUUCAGUCCUGCCCACCUUUUAUUCUUCUCCCCCCAAAAAUUUGCUAAUGUGUGUGUAAAUAUGUACAGUAAAAUACACACAGAGUAUGUCUGUGCUUUUAUUUUGAAAGACAAAAGCAUAGAGAAUACUUGGCUCUCUUUUUUUUCUGUAGACAGAGGCUGAUGUCUGUAGAUAAAUAUAAAGCAAUGCAAUGUUCUGUGAGGGUUUCUUUUGUUCCCAGGAGUUCGUCCUCACUUUAUCCAUCAGCAACAGAAUGUGUCUUUUUAUGUCAUCUUUGCAUUAUUUUCUAAUAAUCUCUGUGAUAAACUUGCAGAUGAUUGUGACACAUUGAGACUAUAGCUCAGAUGUUUCUGGACAAGUGUUAUUUUAGCAUAAUUAAGAUUUGAGGGGUUUUUUUUCGUGUCUUUUCUCAUUCAGGUAAAUGGAUUCAGAUGUGUUUGCUGUAGUUUGUAGAUGUACCACUUAUCACUCAUGUAGUAUUUUGGAAAUGUGCCCCUUGAUUGUACGUAGGAAUGUUUGGGAAAAAAUCUGCUGCCCUUUUUUUCACAGGGAAUCCCUCCCUUCACUUCUUUUGAAUGUCAGAUGGUUGGUUCAACUGUGCCAGGAUCUGGAUAUUUUUAAAUGUGCAUUAUUGGAUUCAGCUGUGAGGGUUAGAGAUGUUUAAGCCUUUGUAAAUGAUUAAUUAUGCUGUACAGUGCUUGCUGUUUGAGCUUGUGAAGACCAAUGGCAUGGCAGUUCUAUAACGAACCUUCGGUUAUAUCUCUGGUUGGCUAAUUGUGAGAUCAUUACAGGGGAAAAAAAAGAGCAUGUCACUGAAGGUCUUUAACCCUGCUCCCUUCAUCGUAAGGUUUCUGUCCCACUGCCGCUCAGCUGUGGGACCUCACAAAGUAGUGUUUCUGUGGCACCUGUGCAGCUAUUUAAGGUGGGCGUCUUGGUGCCUGCUUCCUAACAGCAAGUCCAAUGUGCGGUUAAGGCCCAUUGCUUUGCCUUGUGUGGAAGCUGUCUUCUUAAAGCCCUGAGUUUGCCAUUUUAUUAGUGUUUCUGUUCCGCUUUUACAUUUGUAAGCCAAAUAGGCAUUAGAUCUGCAUAGGGGAACCCAUCUUCACAAUACUGAACUGAUACUGCUUCAUACAUCCUGUUUUUCAAUGUCUUUUUGUAUGUUUUUUUUUUUUUUGUUAGCAUUACAGGGUUCCUACAGAUUAUUUGAAAAUCCCAGAAUCUUUCAGAAUCAAAUUGUCUCAGCAGUUUAAAACCUACUUUGGACAUUCAAGAUCAAAAAUAUUGACAUAAGGCACUGUAAAAAAAAAAAAAAAAAAAAAAGAUUAUGGGCUUCCAUUACAUAUUUCUUCUGUUUUGGCAUUUCUAUUGAGAUCUUCAUGCAUUUUCCAUCAUUACUGAAGGAUAUUCAGAUUAAAUAAACAAAUACAUAAAAAGUAGUUUUAAAUUACUAUGAAUUUCAAUAAAAAAGUGGUUCUACCUGAAAAAGUAAUUACCCCUAAAUCUAAUAAAUGGGGCUCUACCGUUGGUAACAACUGGAGUGGGAUAAUUUCACAUAGGGCCAGGUUGGUUUUGUUUUCUUCGACAAAUAAAAUAACCUUUUUGUUCCACACAAAGCCAGAUUGUUUAAGAACCACAAGUCUACUUUAAAAUCCUCAAUGUUGAGCUCUAGAUAAAUGUUAUCUGUGGCUUUACAUUCAUUCAGACUAUAACCACAAAUAAACUAGAUGAAACCGUAGGUUGUGAUUAUUACAAAUCUAGAAUUAAACUAAAACAAAGCAAAAAGUAAACAUGCAUAUUCAUCUUUGAUAAUAAAAAAAAUUAUAAUAGCUGGAAACGCAAUUGUUUUAAUACAGUUUUAUUUAAUUUCUUUUACUGACCCACACAAGGAAACAAAUUCCUGUUAGAAACUUUUACAAACUUCACGGACCAUGUAGGAACCCUGACAUUAUGUACAAAGAAUAUACAACUGUGGUUUGUUGUAAAAAAGUGGUUUGUUGUAUCAUUUUUUUUUUGCACUCCUUUUUCCUGAGGCAAGCCUCCUCUUUAGAGUUGCUGAGUAACGUUUUAACACAAUAACACUGUGUUGGAUGAAAACAUUUGUUGUGGCGUCCUGGACUUUGCACUGCACAGCCCUGGGAGCACAGUCUGUGAGGGGCGGGACCAUGCAGGCUGCAGGGAGGGUCUCCUUCCCACCUGUCUGUGGAUUCAGCCUGCACAGACAGCUGGACUGACCAAUCCAAACAGGACACAGUGUCAAACCCUCCAGAUGAGCUGUGGACUCCCUCUCUGGCCAGAAGCUUUGAAUGUAUUUGUGUACUCGAGCAGACAAAGUACUUUGUUGUGCUCCUGUCUGGCCAGACCCGUCUGCCCUCAACUCCAGGAACACUGCAGUUCUUUUUUUAUUAUUAUUUUUACCUGUGUGCUGUACAGACUAUUGAUGCAAAAAUCAGACCACUUAUUUUUUUCUCUUUAUCGUUAAGUAUUGUAAUAUAUUUAAUACAAAAUAAAACUUUCAUUCAAACACAA
Molecule: messenger RNA, 5532 nt
Organism: Cyprinodon tularosa
Lineage: Eukaryota; Metazoa; Chordata; Actinopteri; Cyprinodontiformes; Cyprinodontidae
Product: disintegrin and metalloproteinase domain-containing protein 22-like
Exons: 26
Coding region: 38-2422 (794 amino acids)
Biological process (GO): proteolysis
Cellular component (GO): postsynaptic density membrane
Molecular function (GO): metalloendopeptidase activity
Source: RefSeq, a predicted model, not a curated record